AUGCACUAUGCAAUACUGUGGAAUCUUUGCAACAAAAAAGAUAAACUAUGGGUUAGAUGGGUGCAUUUGUACUGCAUAAAGGAAGGUGUCAUAGAAGAAGCAACAAUCAACCAGGCCGCAUGGAUAAUCAGGAAAAUUGUCAAAGCAAGAACAUACAUAGAGGCUGCUGGUCUGAAUAUUGAAGAGGAGAUGAAGGUGAAAUCAUUUUCUAUUAGGCAAAUGUACUUAAAGCUACUGGGUCCCUUGCCUAAGGUGAAUUGGAGGAGACUUAUUUGUAGUAAUCCUUACCCACCAAAAUGCUUGUUCAUGGUGUUCUUAGUGGUAAAUGGGAAGAUAUAUACUAAAAAUAGGUUGAUCAAAUGGGGUAUGGAUGUGGGACCAUUACGCCAGCUAUGUAAUAGGGCUGAUGAAUCAUUAAAUCACCUAUUUUUUACAUGUCCUGUUGCUGCAGAGAUGUGGGGUAAGUUGCUGCAAUAG
Lycium ferocissimum is the source of this 477-nucleotide messenger RNA. RefSeq lists its product as uncharacterized. Bases 1 to 477 code for a protein of 158 amino acids. NCBI's taxonomy places the organism in Eukaryota, Viridiplantae, Streptophyta, Magnoliopsida, Solanales, Solanaceae. The record is from RefSeq and is a predicted model, not a curated record. The transcript has a single exon.